Messenger RNA from Colletotrichum chrysophilum, 310 nucleotides. RefSeq lists its product as uncharacterized. The transcript has a single exon. The annotation marks the transcript as partial. The record is from RefSeq and is a predicted model, not a curated record. NCBI's taxonomy places the organism in Eukaryota, Fungi, Ascomycota, Sordariomycetes, Glomerellales, Glomerellaceae.
AUGCCCGCGGUUAAGACGGCGCCGUCACCUCUGGUCGCUCAGCAGUGGAAGCGCGCCUGGGACGUCGGCCGAUACGUCGGGAAGGUUGUCGUCACUGGCACUGCCGCCAGCUUUGCCUACUUGGCCUACACUGAACCCAUGAAGACCGGAAGCCUUCGAUUCCCGCUGUUUGCUGCUGCGACCUGCAUCGUCGGGGCAAUAGUGCCAUACACCAUCUUCGUGUCGUACCCAUUUAACGAGGCGAUCAACUGGCAGCUUAGAGCUACUGAAGGCGAGAAGACGGACUUGAAGGAGCUCGUAGCGGACUGGG